This is a messenger RNA of Sclerotinia sclerotiorum 1980 UF-70, 3741 nucleotides long. RefSeq lists its product as hypothetical. The transcript has 4 exons. Gene Ontology annotation, biological process: mismatch repair. The coding region runs from base 1 to 3741 and encodes 1246 amino acids. Lineage: Eukaryota; Fungi; Ascomycota; Leotiomycetes; Helotiales; Sclerotiniaceae. Gene Ontology annotation, molecular function: mismatched DNA binding; ATP-dependent DNA damage sensor activity; ATP binding. Gene Ontology annotation, cellular component: nucleus; MutSalpha complex. The record is from RefSeq and is a predicted model, not a curated record.
AUGGUGAAGAAUAAAGAGAAUGAGACGACCCCAGCUCGCCCUCCUCCCAGCUUGAAGAAACAAAAUUCUAGCGUGGGAUCGAGCAAAAAUCAAGCAUCAAUUCUUGGAUUUUUUUCGAAGAAACCUGCCAGUACUCCGACCAGGAAACCUUCCACAGACGCGCCUGGUGGAAUCUUGCAACCCAAUGGCUCUGCAAAUAGUUCAAAAUCUACACCGAAGCCCAGCAGCACCGUGAAGAGACCCCAGUUCAAAAAGUCCGUCCAGAAGAGCGUAACCCCAGUCCCAAGUAGCGACAACAUUGAGCCACCAAGCUCACAGGAGAACAAAAAUGGUGGAAUCCCGACAGAGGUAGACGAUUGCUCGUCAUCGCCUCCAGCACCUGCUGAAAAGGCAGCGGAGCAGCUUGCAGAUAUCGAUGGUUUAGUUCUAGCGAGCAGCCCUUCACGAAAGGCGGCGAAGAAGGUAAUUAGCUAUGCCGAAUCUGACGAUGACGAUGAAGAUGUAACUCCGAGAACUACUCAACGAAGAAAGGGAAAGAAGCCAAUGAUUGAAAGCGAUGAUGACGAUGAGGAUACAUUUAUGGGUGACUUAUAUGGAGCUGAUGAUGACGAUGAUGAAUUGGACGAUUUCGUUGUCGAUGACGAUUUCGAUGCUCCAAGCAAAUCUUCUAGAAAGAGAAAGCGGCCAAUAUCCACGACAGCACCUCGAAAGCGAUCUAAUAUAUCGCCAGCCCAUCAAUCAUUCGAUGACGAUGAGGAUAUACAAAUACCAGAGGCUUCGACAGCUCAACAAUGGAAAUAUGACCCAGAGAACAUUCAACCUUUAAAAGCCAAGUCUUCGAGUGUCCCGAGGACUCCUAAUUCGAGUGGGAAGAAAUUCAAAGAAAAGGCAUCCAAAAGUGACCCAGAUCAACGAUAUGAGUGGCUAGCAAAUGAGCGGGACAUUGAUCGAAAUCCUCCUGGUCAUCCUGAUUAUGAUCCUCGUACGCUAUACAUACCGCCAAUGGCGUUCAACAAGUUUACACCCUUCGAGAAGCAAUACUGGGAAAUAAAGCAAAAGUGUUGGGACACUAUUCUUUUCUUCAAGAAGGGCAAGUUCUACGAAUUAUAUGAGAGAGAUGCUACCAUUGGACAUCAGAUAUUUGAUUUGAAACUUACUGACCGCGUUAAUAUGUCAAUGGUCGGUGUACCAGAAAUGUCAUUACAGCACUGGGCAAACCAAUUUCUUGCCAAAGGAUACAAAGUUGCCGUUGGUGAUCAAAAGGAAUCGGCUUUAGCAAAAGAAAUGCGUGAACGAGAAGAUAGUGCAGGCCCGUCAAGCAAAGGCAAGAAACCUGAUAAAAUCAUUCAUCGAGAGCUAUCUUAUAUUCUCACCGCUGGUACCUUGGUCGAGGGUAGUAUGUUACAAGAUGAUUCAGCAACAUACUGCGUGGCCAUCAAAGAGUCCAUCACAGAUGAUAAUUUGCCAGCAUUUGGUAUAUCAUUUGUUGAUACAUCUACAGGCCAGUUUUUUCUCUCCGAAUUCACUGAUGACGUAGAUUUGACCAAAUUUGAGACAUUUGUCGCUCAAAUCCGUCCUCAGGAACUGUUGCUCGAAAAGUCAUGUGUUUCGACGAAGGUGCUUCGUAUCUUAAAGAAUAACACUGGCCCAACAACUGUUUGGAAUUACUUAAAAUCGGAGAAGGAAUUUUUAACCGCUGAGAAAUCCCGCAGAGAAUUAGAUUACGGUGGUUACUUUGCUUCAGGAGAUGGUGGAAAAGAAACCUGGCCUGAAGAGCUUGAAAAAGCAAGAGAUAAUGAUCUGUUGAUUUCCGCCUUCGGAGCUCUUUUCCAGUAUUUGAAAGUCCUUCAGCUUGAGAAAGCUCUUCUUACGCAAGGUAACUUCGCUUGGUACAAUCCCAUCCAGAAAGGGACAACUCUUGUACUUGAUGGUCAAACUCUUAUCAACCUCGAGAUUUUUUCCAACACAUUCGAUGGGAAUACAGAUGGUACCCUAUACACACUCCUCGAUCGUUGCACUACACCAUUUGGAAAGCGAUUGUUUCGACAAUGGGUGUCGCAUCCCCUGUCCGACAUUAAGAGGAUUAACGAACGUCUCGAUGCUGUGGAUUUGCUAAACAAAGAUGAUAACUUGAGUCGUUCAUUCAAAUCCUCAACUUCCACGUUGCCUGAUUUGGAACGUCUUAUCUCUCGAAUCCAUGCUGGAUCAUGCAGACCUGAAGAUUUUCUCAAAGUACUAGAAGGGUUUGAGCAAAUCGAAUACAUCCAAAAGGAAAUCCUUGGUAAUUAUAGUGGUGGUGAUGGCGUCUUUAGUCGUUUGGUUGCGACAAUUCCUAACCUUGCGGAUCCUCUACAAUGGUGGAAGAAUGCAUUUGAUCGGAAAAAGGCAAAAGAGGACAAAAUUCUGGUUCCUGAAAGAGGAGUCGAAGAAGAUUUUGAUGCGAGCCAAGACCGUAUUGAGGAGAUUCAUCAAGAGCUGGCAUCCUUACUGAAAAAAUAUCAGAAGAAGUAUGAUUCAAAAAAAAUCGAGUUUAAGAAUAUUGGCAAAGAGAUCUAUCAACUGCAGAUGCCGGUCUCUAUCAAAGUACCUAACGAUUGGAAGAUGAUGUCUGCUGCAUCCGGGUUUAAGCGCUACUACUUCCCCGAACUCACCAACAUAAUCCGAGAUCUUCAAGAGACUCAAGAAACGCAUGGUCAAAUUGUCAAGCAAGUAGCUAGCAGAUUUUACGCGCGUUUCGAUGAAGAUUAUGAAAUAUGGCUUCAGGCUGUUAAGACUGUUGCCCAACUUGAUUGUCUUUUCAGUCUUGCUGCUGCAUCCUCAGCCCUUGGUACUCCAUCUUGUAGACCCAAGUUUGUUGACUCGGAGCGAAGUGUGGUUGAAUUUGAAGAACUUAGACAUCCUUGCAUUUUACCAAAUGUGACGGACUUUAUUCCUAAUGAUGUCCAACUUGGUGGAAAGUCAGCUAAUAUCAAUUUACUCACUGGUGCUAAUGCGGCCGGAAAGUCUACAAUCCUACGAAUGACCUGCGUCGCAGUAAUAAUGGCACAACUAGGUUGUUACGUACCUGCCAAAUCCGCAACACUUACUCCUGUCGACCGUAUCAUGUCCCGUUUAGGUGCCAAUGACAACAUCUUUGCCGCCCAAUCCACCUUCUUCGUCGAACUCUCAGAAACUAAGAAAAUCCUCUCUGAAGCUACGUCUCGAUCCCUCGUCAUCCUCGACGAACUCGGUCGUGGCACCAGUAGUUACGAUGGUGUCUCAGUCGCUCAAGCUGUACUUCACCACGUCGCAUCUCAUAUCGGCUGUAUCGGUUUCUUCGCCACGCAUUACCAUUCUCUCGCUCUAGAAUUCGAUUCCCACCCCGAAGUCAUCAAUAAGCGUAUGGCUAUCGAAGUUGACGAUGAAUCAAGAAGCGUACUCUUUUUGUAUAAAUUAGAAAAUGGAGUUGCCGAAGGUAGUUUCGGUAUGCAUUGUGCAAGUAUGUGUGGAAUACCACGGAAAGUGGUUGAUAGAGCUGAAGUCGCGGCGAGGGAAUGGGAGUACACUAGUAGACUUGGAGAAAGCUUAGAGCGGGCAAGAGGAGAAAAGGGAAUUUAUUUGCCGCUGGGCAUGUUGAGUGAUGUGGCUUGGUGUUUGAAGGAAACGGGGACGAAGGGGAAGAGACUAGAGGUUGAAAAUGAAGAAAGUGGCAUUAGUGAGAGGGGAUUGGAUUGUCUUUUGAGAGCUAUUGAAGCUUUGUGA